Neurospora tetrasperma FGSC 2508 is the source of this 1205-nucleotide messenger RNA. RefSeq lists its product as uncharacterized. Lineage: Eukaryota; Fungi; Ascomycota; Sordariomycetes; Sordariales; Sordariaceae. Gene Ontology annotation, biological process: translation; ribosomal large subunit biogenesis. The record is from RefSeq and is a predicted model, not a curated record. Gene Ontology annotation, cellular component: ribosome; cytosolic large ribosomal subunit. Gene Ontology annotation, molecular function: structural constituent of ribosome; RNA binding. Bases 114 to 542 code for a protein of 142 amino acids. The transcript is spliced from 2 exons.
CUUAUCACACGGCGUUUUUGGCUUCUCUCCUGAAAUUUGCGACAAUCCGCACUUUUCCCCUGAUUCCCGACUUGUCGCUGACCCAGCAAAUCCAACUCAGACCGACAAGAAAAAUGGCGGAUAUCCAGAUCGGUUCCAGCGCCUGGCGCCUCGUUGAGGUUGGCCGUGUCCUCAAGCUCGAGGGCGGCAGCCUCGCGACCAUCGUCGAGAUCGUCGACCACAAGCGCGUCCUUGUCGAUGGCCCCUCGUCCGACCCCAAGCUCGCUGCCCCCCGCGGCGUCGUUUCCCUCGCCAAGACCCUUCUCACCCCCCUCGUCAUCGAGAAGCUUCCCCGUGGUGCCCGCACUGGUGCCGUCAAGAAGGCCUGGGAGGCCGCUGGCAUCGAUGCCAAGUGGAAGGAGAGCAACUGGGCCAAGAAGCAGCUCCAGCAGGAGCGCCGCAAGGCCCUCACCGACUUCGACCGCUUCAAGGUUAUGCGCCUCAAGAAGCAGCGCCGCUUCGAGGAGCGCAAGGCUCUCGCCAAGAUCAAGGCCUCUGCUUAAUUGAUUUGGGAUGAUUAGAUUUGGGAGCGUUUGGUCGGCAUGGUUCUUGGGUGGAGGGUUUUUCGAAACGGUCUGCAUGAACAACAUCAGCAUCAGGGUUGCUGGGAUACCUCUCUGCGUCGCAUUCGGAAGACCUCUUUUGUCACAUCAUCAGGGUGGCUCGCGGCGUCAUAGGGAAAAUGCGAAUUAAGCCAAAAAUGACACCAAGGUCUAUACCCCUAAAAACCACCAUUUCUUGGGUUUAUCUGAGGAGCUGGAAUCAAUCAAAGCAAGCUGUGAUGAACAUAUCCGAGCUCCAGACAGGGAAGACCAGAUUGUGACCAUUGCGCUCCGGUGACUUCGGAUCUGGUGUGAAGUGAUGGUAUGGUUUGACUACGCGUCUGGCGCGGUUGGGACGGGCGACUCGUGGCAGCAGAGGUGGAUGGAAUGGACAGACAAGGGAUACAACAACUUCUUGGUCACGGUUGGUUCCUGUUCGGCUGGCUGUGGGUUGUGGCACGCUAUCCGCACGUGAAGCUGUAUGUUGACGUUCUGACAUUCACAUAAAGAUAUGGGACUUGACAUCAUAGUAGCACUCCAUCCCAUGUCACGUUUGCUAAAGGGUAAUCAUGGCAUGCCAUUGUUAACAACAGACAUUUCGAAUUACUUCAUGAACUUUUUACC